AUGGUGGUCCGGCGAGUACACACGACGUCCAAAUACUCCGUGCUCCUCCCCACCUACAAUGAGCGCCAGAACAUCCCCAUCAUCAUCUACCUCCUGGUCGAAACUUUUGAGCUCCAUAAGAUCCGUUUCGAGAUCAUCGUCGUGGACGACAACAGCCCCGAUGGAACUCAGGACGUGGUGAAGCAGCUACAGAGGGUCUAUGGCGAAGAUCGGAUACAGCUGCGGCCACGUGCGGGGAAGCUGGGCCUGGGCACCGCAUAUGUGCAUGGUCUGCAGUACGCCUCUGGCGACUUUGUCAUCAUCAUGGACGCUGACCUGAGCCACCACCCCAAGUACCUGCCGGACUUCAUUGCCAAGCAGGCAGCUACAGGCGCCGACGUGGUGACGGGGACCCGGUACGGCCCGGGCGGGGGGGUGUAUGGGUGGAACUUCAAGCGCAAGCUCAUCAGUCGGGGCGCCAACACCCUCGCGGCCACACUCCUGCAGCCAGGGGUUUCAGACCUGACAGGUUCAUUCAGGCUGUAUCGGACAGCAUGCUUAGAGAAGCUCAUAAGACUCGCCACAUCCAAGGGCUACGCCUUCCAGAUGGAGAUCAUGGUCAGGGCUCGGUCGCUCGGCUACACAGUCGCCGAAGUGCCCAUCGUCUUCGUGGACAGGGUGUACGGCGCCUCCAAACUGGGAGGCGCCGAGAUCUUGCUGUAUGUCAAAGGGCUCCUCAAGCUGCUGGUCACCACGUGA
Messenger RNA from Auxenochlorella protothecoides, 738 nucleotides. RefSeq names its product Dolichol-phosphate mannosyltransferase. Gene Ontology annotation, biological process: GPI anchor biosynthetic process; protein O-linked glycosylation via mannose. The transcript is spliced from 4 exons. The record is from RefSeq and is a predicted model, not a curated record. Lineage: Eukaryota; Viridiplantae; Chlorophyta; Trebouxiophyceae; Chlorellales; Chlorellaceae. Gene Ontology annotation, cellular component: endoplasmic reticulum membrane. Gene Ontology annotation, molecular function: dolichyl-phosphate beta-D-mannosyltransferase activity. The coding region runs from base 1 to 738 and encodes 245 amino acids.